Messenger RNA from Fusarium verticillioides 7600, 1821 nucleotides. RefSeq lists its product as hypothetical. The record is from RefSeq and is a predicted model, not a curated record. The coding region runs from base 139 to 1179 and encodes 346 amino acids. The transcript is spliced from 2 exons. NCBI's taxonomy places the organism in Eukaryota, Fungi, Ascomycota, Sordariomycetes, Hypocreales, Nectriaceae. Gene Ontology annotation, cellular component: nucleus; cytoplasm.
CUCGACUCUGGAGCAGGACAAGGAAAAGCCUAGGUACCUACAAGAGGCCCCAACCUCGUGAGUCUUUUCCAACGGAAUCUAUUCAAAGGGAUGACGUACUAAAAGUCCAAGCUUUUGGUUUCCAUCAUCAUCGUCAGAAUGGUAUCAGCAAACCUUACUGAGAUCGACGCCCAUGAGCAGCCAUCUGAUGAGAUGCGCGCUGAGUGGAAGAGCUACAUGCGUCAAGAUCACAAAAGUCUGCUUAACGAUCCUCGAAUCGAUGACCCUCGUGCUCCCUUAGAAGAGUCUGGUUUUCGUCAAGUUUCGAGUCUUUCGAAAGAGCAGGUUGCAAAAAGUUUUGCUCACCUCAACCCUGACUUUGCCUUACAGGUCGAGAAGGAUGUUCCAGUUAUACACCACCCAUUGAUACCAGGCCUGUUGAUUCUUCCUUCACUUGUGCCCGAGAAUGUGCAACAGGAUCUACUGGAUCGUCUGAUCCAUCGUGAUCUCAGUGUCCAGAACCAUCAGACCAAUCUACAUCUACACUACAACCUUCCAUACCCAGAAGGGAAGGACGACGAUGAACGGUCAUUCUUCUCUAUCAGUCCAGAAACACCGGCAUCAUUUCUCCCAAAGGACCCCAGCGUUCAUAAGCCACUGUCAAUCAAGCAGGUUAUGCAGCGAAAACUGCACUGGGUAACGCUUGGAGGCCAGUAUGACUGGACCAAUCGUGUUUACCCCGAGGAAUUACCUCCUCAGUUUCCAGAUGAUAUCUCACACAUGCUUGAGGAGCUGUUUCCCGAAACUGUCGCCCAAGCCGCCAUUCUCAACUUCUACACGCCAGGCGAUACAAUGAUGAUGCACCGAGAUGUCAGCGAGGAGACAGAUAAAGGACUUAUCAGUUUGAGUUUCGGUUGUGAUGGACUCUUUAUGAUUGCACCGAAUGACUUCAAACAGGGGUCUCAAAACGAAACACCAGGCGAGAAACAGUAUCUGCUCUUGAGGCUCAGAUCUGGGGAUGCCAUCUAUAUGACACAAGAGUCGAGAUAUGCCUGGCAUGGAGUGCCUAAAGUGCUGAAGGAUACAUGCCCAAGUUAUCUUGAAGAUUGGCCAGCCCGUGGCGAUGAGAAGUUUGCGGAUUGGCGAGGAUGGAUGAAUAAUAAGAGAAUCAACCUAAAUGUUAGGCAAAUGCGAGAUUAGCAGACGAAGAUCCAUCUAUUCGAUGAUGUUGUUUAAAGCAUACUGCUUCACAUGGCAAGUUCUACUGCAUUGCUUGAAACUGAGCAUUAUCAUUAGACGCUUUCAUAUGCUAUGUUGAAAGUCACUCAUACUUUCUCUCCGCUUGCCUACUAAGCGUGCAGAACCAGGUCGCUACCAAUGCAAAGCUUCACAGAACUGAUUCCAUACGCUACUCCAUGAAAAACGCCUCAUUAAGCAAAGCCAAACCCUUGAGCAUUCUCAAGUGCCAUCCCAAGCCGCUCUCUUAACACCUCUUUAUCCCUAUACUCUGGUAGAAGAAGUGUGCCAUAACAGGUAUAUGCUGUUGGCAAGUGUCCACCCGCGCCAUCUUCUUCACCAUUCUUUUGUAUUACAAAUUGCAGAUUCUUCAUGCCGCCAACAGGAACGCGGUCGGACGAUGUCACAAAUUCCAGGAGGCGUUGUUUCAUUCUCUCGUCGUACCUCUUGACGAUGGACCAAAAGUCUUUAAUGGUACGAUGGGAAGCAUCCCAGCCCACAUAGCGCGCGUACCGCUUCAAUUCGACGAUGUCAAUUUCUUGGACACCCUCAACGAGCGAUUGCAAGGUGGAUGGACUUAGGAGCGAGAGUGACUUUCUAUCGAGG